This is a messenger RNA of Pelmatolapia mariae (spotted tilapia), 3550 nucleotides long. It is a transcript of the gene itpka, whose product is annotated as inositol-trisphosphate 3-kinase A. The transcript has 7 exons. Gene Ontology annotation, biological process: inositol phosphate biosynthetic process. The coding region runs from base 1379 to 2752 and encodes 457 amino acids. Gene Ontology annotation, molecular function: inositol-1,4,5-trisphosphate 3-kinase activity; inositol tetrakisphosphate kinase activity. Lineage: Eukaryota; Metazoa; Chordata; Actinopteri; Cichliformes; Cichlidae. The record is from RefSeq and is a predicted model, not a curated record. Gene Ontology annotation, cellular component: nucleus; cytoplasm.
CCAGAGUAACUGGAUGAACAGAAUUUGAAACAUAAAACAGUUUUUAAUACUCGGCCUUUAUUGCAGUUGCCUUCAGAUCCUGCUUGUUUGUGGGUCUCUACCUUCAGUGUUGUCUUCAGUAACUGAAAAGCAUGCUCUUUUAGAUUUAAAUCAGGUGACUAACAUGGCCACUAAGGACAUUUCAUUGCCUUGGACCAAUCUUGGAUUGCUUUUUCAGUAUACUGUGGGUCAUUUUCACUUACACUGUGAAGUUGCGUCCAGUCAGUUUUGCAGCAUUUGUCUGAAUCUUAGCAGAAAGUACAGCCCUGUAUACUCCACACUGGCUACUUCUGCCAUGCCAUAACAUUUUCUCCACUGUGUUUGACAAAUAAUCAUGAACGAUUCCUUUCCUUUUCUCCUUUUAGAAAUCUUAUCACCUCAUUUUGAUUUUUUGCUUUAGUCUAAUUUGAGGUUUUCAUUUCUUUUUAUUGCAAAUGCUGCAUCUGCAAUGAAGGUGCUUUACUCUCGUGAAGAAAGGUUGAGGUGCUGCACUUCUAGAAGCCCAUGCACUGCCCCAUGCAGUCCUUUUGUCAUCGUGAUUAUGAGAUGAUAGUGAGAAAGCCCCUCUUUGAACCAGUGCUGAUACAGGGUUUCCUCUCAUCGCAGUGUGACUUGUGAACAAUGCUGGAGUUCAUAUUUAUAACAGAUGAACAGGAGCUGCAAGCAGAAUCACUUACACGAGUAUCAUCUGCGCGCUGCUUGAGCGGAGGAGUUAACUCACUAUAUAUUUGCUUACAUUUGAUUACUGAGCUAGAAAUAGUCACGAAUCAACAUCUUAUGCAUUUCUGUUUCUUUAGAUUUCUGUUUCUUUAGAUUUAGCAUUUUUUCCGCUCAAUGUGUCCGAUUGAUAAAGAUGAUCGAUUUGAAGGUGUCCGUUGUUGUUUCGACUCAGGUUUGUCUAGAGAAGCAAGUCAGAAGGAAGUCUGCAACCAUUAAAAAAACUUAACGUGUCAGCUGGUUUAACGUUUCAGUCAGGAAGCGAGAAAGACAAUGCGGAAGAUAAUAAACGCCGUGCAGUUGUGUGUGGGUGCGCGCACAAUGGCGCGCGCGUGAGUAAACCGCGUAGAAGCGCGAGCCACCAAAGAGGGGUUCCCUUUACCUUACAGUCGGCGAAGGGUGCAGAGCAGCGAGCUUGGCUCAGGCUUGUUCUUCUUCUUUUUAAAUGCGUUUAAGCUUGGACAGCAAACAGCGACGGAGAGCUGCAGAGCAUCGAGUGGAUAAGCGCUCCUUUUGGUCUGCGUUUGAACUUUUCUCAAAGUGAAAUGACCAGAUUUGAAGGUUAGAGUGACGCGUCUUUGCGCCUGUAGUCGUGCGCUCUCACGACGAAUUCAGCUCGCCAAUGCCCAAGGAGUGCAGGAGAAAGAGCUCCAAGGACUUCGGGUUCUCGGUGAGUGGGAUAAAUGAGGCGUCUCGUUUAGAGCGAAGAGUGGCUGCCAAGUCUUCGCAGAUUUGCGAUGAGCUCAUUGAGACAGCCGCUCAGAUCGCCCCGUCGUCCGGACCGCCGAUUGUGAUGGAUGCGCCCCGGGUACCGCAGGUCACCAUCACCCCGGAGGGGGGCGGCUGCUCCCGGGAGAUGCAGCAGGAGGACUGGGAUCGGGCGGUGGACGGUACGCUGCGCAGGAAACUGUCCAACUCCUCGAUCUCCUCCACGGGAUCCUCCGCCGUGGAGUCCGAGGAUGAUCUACUGAGUGACAACGAGAGCAAAAGCAAAGGCAUCGUCACUUUAGAGCAUCUGGUGGACCCCGGAGAAAGCAAACCACCGUGGUGGAAGCUAAAGACGUUCGUCCACUGGCCAUUCAGUGUGUCCCAGAGGAAAAGAAUAAACUGGGUCCAGUUAGCCGGGCAUAAAGGCAACUUCAAAGCAGCAGAUGAGGGCACCAUUCUGAAAAAGUUCUCAGAGAACGAGAUGCAGUGUUUUGAGAAGCUGAGGAAUGACGCAUUGCUCCCGUUUGUGCCUGGAUACCACGGUGUUGUGGAAAAAGACGGAGAGUCUUUCCUUCAUAUGACUGAUUUACUGGCAAACUUUGACCUUCCUAAUGUUAUGGACUGCAAAAUGGGAGUAAGGACCUACCUGGAGGAGGAGCUUGUGAGAGCGAGGGAACGGCCCAAGCCGAGAGAAGACCUCUAUAACAAAAUGGUGGAGGUAGACAGCGAGGGGCCAACUCCUCACGAGCAUUCCCAGCGGGGGGUCACCAAGCCUCGUUACAUGCAGUGGAGGGAGUCCAUGAGCUCCACUAACACCCUGGGCUUCAGGAUAGAGGGAAUCAAGAAAAGUGACGGCACAUGUCGAACUGACUUCAAGAAAACAAGAUCGAAGCGGGAUGUCAUCCAAGUCUUCAAGGACUUUGUCGGUGGAAACGUCAACAUUGUGAAGUCAUAUUUGAGCAAACUGACAGAGAUCCAGCAAGCCCUGAAGACAUCAGAGUUCUUCAAGCGACACGAGGUCAUUGGCAGCUCCCUCCUCUUUAUCCAUGACCAUACGGGCAACGCGCAAGUCUGGAUUAUUGACUUUGGCAAGACCACGGCAUUACCAGAGGGCCAGACAUUAAGCCAUGACAUUCCCUGGCAGGAGGGAAACCGGGAGGAUGGUUACCUGUGGGGUUUGGAAAACCUCAUCCACACACUGGAGUCUGUGAGCAGUGCCGCCGGCGCAGAAACCAGUAGCUCGGUUACCAAAGAAAACAGCCAAAAUACAGAAACACACAGCCAGUGACCUUUGACUCAACGGGUUUAAGGAACAGCAACUAUAUUGAUGGACACCGCGGGAUGGUUUCAGAUAUGAUUGAUUGGUCUGGGUUAUUUUUUUUAAGCACAGAAUACUAAAAAUGAAAACAAGAACAUGACGGGCAUCAAACGUAGAUCCGAGGCUCAGGUUUUCACCGUUUUUACUGUUAUGUGACCACAUUUAGCACUGACAAAAAAAACAAAAAACGAUGCUGUGCGACGGAUGCUGAACAGAGGGAAGCAGGGAGUUUUGUCACUAUAAACAAAAUGAUUGAGAAAAUGCACCGACACUAAUUCAGCCUCCUACACGAUGAACAGAAGUAGAAGUGCAGGCAUUGUGCAUUUCCCUUUCAGGAUGUUACAAGUGAAAAGCCUCAUAAAAAUGUGCCUGUUCAUUGUCUCAAGAAGAGAGCGAACGAGCACAAGUUACAGACUCAUUCUCACGUUACACCACUUACUGUAACCAUCAGCCUUCAGUGUAUUAUUAAAGGUUGGGGUGUAUGUUCAGUAUGUAACUGUUUGGCUCACAGACCUCACAGUUAUAACUACAAAAUAUAGCACAUUCCCAGUAUAGCACAGUCUACUGCGUAAUGACUGGAGUGUAUUAUGUGUGUUAGUCUCUGGUGAACUGUCUUUCAUUGUAUAGCAGAUUAUUUCUCUUUAAUCAAGUUCAUUCCUGUGAUCAAACUUGUAAUCAUUUUUAUUUCCGGUGAUGGACGUCAUCAAAUGUAAAUGAAAUUAAAAUGGGAACAACGUUUUUCUUCUAUCUUUAAUAGUGGAACACUAU